GUCCAAAUAUGCCUGGAAAACAAGGAAAAAUAAAAAAUCCUCCUCAAGACCAAUUUGAUUUGAGUGUCGCUUUAUGAUCAUUGAUAUUUUUAUUCGCGCAAAAAGGAGAAAGAAUGACAAGUCGUCACUACAGCUCACGAACGAUAUGUUAGCUUCAUACCAACAGUACAAUUGUUAAAUUUCCAAAAGCCACAGACGAUCAUUAUAGAUCAUUCCCCCCCCCCCAAUUGCUCCGUGAGCGGGACAAAAACAACACAAACAACAUAGUUUUUUGGGGUUGGGAACGUCCCGGUGUUGGCAUUCAUCCGAAACACGUAUAAAAAAGGACGUACGUAUCUCAUUUUUCCUUCCUUCCCGACAUGUCUGACACAAGUUACUCUGACAACGAUUUUCACGAUGCCAUUGAAAGGCUGUCCACUAACAAAAUCGCAAAGAACAAAAGAAGUAGGUUUCUUUUUUUCCUUUUUUUCGAACAGAUGGAUCGCCAUGCUAAUCACAAUGAUCGUAGUCACCUCCUGCUUUUCUGAAGAUGAUCUACCUACACCCCGACAACAAUUUACAGGAAUCGAGCAAGUUCGAAACAAGGUAGGACACCAAUCCAGAGCAAGCAGUAUAAGUUUUGAGGAGUACGGUAAUAUACCACGAAAAAGCAGUCGUCUACAUACCAGAGUACAAAGCUGGUCAGACUCUCCCACAAUUCAGCCAGGAAGGAAAAGUCAAGAAUCUAGUAAAGCCCUCAUGGUAGGUGUUCAUCAAAAUCAUCCGAUACAUCACCAAGAACCUCCACAUGGAAAGCCGUAUGUUAAAAUCAAGACGAAAAUAAAAACAAACAAAAAGUUUAAUCAUAUCAUACUUGCUCAAACAUUAGCAAUUGAUGCAUCGGAGGCAUAUGCCACUUCAGGUGUGGAUAAAGUAGAUGACGAAAAGUUGGAUAAGUCAAAGGAGCCAAUGGGUGCCAUAUGGGCAAGUAGAUUCAGUAAAGAUGGAAAAUUUAUGGCGAUAGGUGGUCAAUCGUGUGCUCUCUCUGUUUGGAAAGUACUUCGCGAUAUCGAUCGAGAUGAUGGUCUAAGUGUACAAGAUAUCAAUCCCCAUGAGCCAUCCGUUAAAGUCUUUCAUGAUGCUCCCGUGAGAGUGUACAAAGGACAUACAGCAGAUAUUCUAGACAUCAGUUGGUCAAAGAACAAUUUUAUUAUUUCAAGCUCAUUAGACAAGACAGUAAGACUGUGGCAUGUAUCACAAAAGGUAUGUCUUGGUGUGUUUAAACAUUUGGAUGUUGUUAGUAGUGUCAAAUUCCAUCCUAAGGAUGACCGAUUUUUUCUUUCUGGGUCAUUAGAUUGUAAAGUACGGUUAUGGAGUAUUCCUGAGAAAAGAGUGGCAUUCUGGAACGAAAUCCCUAAUAACAUGAUAACAGCAGUCGGAUUUACACUAGAUGGACGAACCGCUUGUGUAGGAGCAAACACAGGUGACGUUUUCUUUUUCGAAACACAAGGACUAAAGUAUAAUACCCAGAUUCUUGUUAAAAACGCUCACAACAAGAAAGGAAAAAAAGUAACUGGUAUUGAACCUAUGCCGGGUAUGCCACUAGGUGAAGAAAGAAUUUUGGUGACUACCAAUGAUUCGAGAAUAUGGAUUAUCAACAUGAAAGAUAAAAGUCUGGUUAUUAAAUACAAGGGGAUCGAAAAUUCAACGAUGCAAAUAAAAGCUUCAUUUAGUGAUGAUGGUCGAUAUGUCAUUUCGGGAUCAGAAGAUGGUUGUGUGUAUUUGUGGUGUACAGAUCAAGUGAGAUACUCUCCAUUCCAACAUUUACAAGACAGCCGGAUUAAAGCUGCAGUUGCUUUAGGUCAUCUAGGAGACCAAAUGUUUCAGUCUGUUAUGCAAAAUAAUACCAUUUUCUCGGAGGAGCCAUUAGGCACUAUGACGGGUUGGUUAAAGAAGGGCGAAAGACUCGUUAUUGAUAAGUUGAGAAGUAGAGACGAGCACUUUGUAGCUCAUCAACAUAUUGUAACUACAGCUAUCUUUGCACCCACCAAAACAAGACAACAAUUAGCAAAAGCCCGCGGUGACACCAUCUUUGAGCAUACUCCUGUAUAUACCCACCGAGACUCAGAUAUUUUUUUGGAUAGUAGUAGUUAUUAUGAUGAUGCCAUGUCGCAACGAAGAACAAGCAUGGCUUCUUCUCAAAGUAAGCGUAGUAGUCAAAUUUUUAAUAAUAUGGACGAGCUGCAGCAAUCGUUAAUGAAUGAGUUUGAGGAAGCAACACCCGAAGAAAGAGACUUUUUCGAUUAUCCAGACAGUCAGAUUAUUGUUUCUGCUGAUCUGCAUGGUGCGAUUAAAGUAUGGCGAAUGGAUUCCGGUGUUUAUGAAAAUAAGGAAGAAGAGGAUAGUGAUCAAACAAAAUAUAACAAUAAUGGUGAAUCGAAUGCAUUUAACCAAAAACCACCAAGACUACAAAGUUCGCAGUCCUUUCCAGAUCUAGUGUCAUUAAGUCAAACAUCUACUGCAACGUCGCAGAAAAAAGGAGCCUUUUCAAAGUUAUUCUCAAAAUUUAAAUAGAAUUACGCAUAUCACAUCUUUUCAUACGCAUACUGCUUUCCAUUACGUAUGUUUCCUUUAUAAAAAAACCAUCAAUUGGGGAUUAUC
Messenger RNA from Mucor mucedo, 2640 nucleotides. RefSeq names its product WD40-repeat-containing domain protein. The transcript is spliced from 4 exons. The record is from RefSeq and is a predicted model, not a curated record. Bases 397 to 2553 code for a protein of 718 amino acids. NCBI's taxonomy places the organism in Eukaryota, Fungi, Mucoromycota, Mucoromycetes, Mucorales, Mucoraceae. Gene Ontology annotation, molecular function: protein binding.